This is a messenger RNA of Mangifera indica (mango), 1633 nucleotides long. RefSeq names its product probable folate-biopterin transporter 7. Gene Ontology annotation, cellular component: membrane. The coding region runs from base 87 to 1409 and encodes 440 amino acids. The record is from RefSeq and is a predicted model, not a curated record. NCBI's taxonomy places the organism in Eukaryota, Viridiplantae, Streptophyta, Magnoliopsida, Sapindales, Anacardiaceae. The transcript is spliced from 2 exons.
CACGGUCAAGCUCGCCUUGUAUGUUUCUUUAUUACAAAACCCAGAAUUUCCAACCUUCUCUCAGUUUCUAGUUCAAUCUAUCAAUCAUGGUGGCUUCAUCUUCACCGGAUCAGGCUUCUGCUUCGACCCGGAGCUUGCUGGGUUUGGGUUUCUGGGUUCAGGGUUUCAGGUGCUUUCCAUGGAUGGCCGUUAACUUUUUCUUGAAAGACGCUCUCAAUGUCGACCCCUCCACUCUUCAACUCUUGCUAAACUCAGCCAAUCUUCCCAUGAUCGGUAAGCCUCUCUAUGGCGUCGUUUCAGAUGCCGUUUAUAUCUCAGGCCAGCAUCGUGUCCCUUACAUCGCCAUUGGUGCUUUAUUGCAAGCAGUUUCAUGGUUAGUUAUUGCUUUUCUUUCACAAUCAAACAUCUCAAUCUUCAGCAUGUCCCUAUACCUCCUCCUGAGUAACCUUGGCGCUUCAAUUGCUGAGGUUGCAAAUGAUGCCAUUGUUGCAGAGAAAGGAAAGCAGACCUCUACCUCAGCUAAGAACUCUCAAUCACCUUCUUCAGGUGAACUUCAGUCAUUUGUUUGGAUGGCAUCCUCUGCAGGUGGAGUCCUUGGGAACCUUUUAGGUGGUAUUGCCAUCAACAGAUUUGCUCCCCGGUCAAUGUUCCUUGUUUUCGGCCUCCUUGUUGCUAUCCAAUUUUUCUUGACUAAUACUGUUCAUGAAAGGUCUCUAAAACUCCCCAAAAGUUCAUCAAAUGUUGGGAUUAGAAAACAGCUUGCUGAGCUUGCAGCUGCUUUACGAAAACCUGACAUUGCCAACUCUGUAACAUGGUUGGCAGCAUCCUAUGCAAUAAUCCCAGCACUGACUGGAACAAUGUUCUUUUACCAAACAGAGCAUUUGAAGAUCAAUUCAUCAGUAUUGGGGAUCUCUAAGGUAUUUGGACAGGCUGCACUCCUUUUAUGGGGUGUUAUCUAUAAUCGUCGCCUAAAGUCAAUCUCUCCUAGGAAACUUAUUUCAGGCAUUCAAGUAAUGAUGGCGGUGUUUAUGAUUUCGGACCUGUUGUUUGUGAAAGGGGUUUAUCGGGAGAUGGGGGUACCAAACUCUGUAUAUGUUGUGGCUUUUUCUGGCUUGUUAGAGGUUAUGUUCUUUUUCAAGAUUCUUCCAUUCACUGUAUUAAUGGCACAGGUAUGUCCACCAGGAUGUGAAGGUUCCGUUAUGGCUUUUGUCAUGUCAGCUAUAGCCCUUUCAUUGAUAGUGAGCGGAUACCUUGGUGUUGCCCUUGCAUCAUAUAUUGGAAUCACAGGAGAUGAUUUUUCUGGGUUGCCUCAAGCCCUUCUAAUUCAGGCACUGAGCACACUCUUGCCACUUUUCUUGUCAUCUUUUAUACCAGAUGAAGUGAAAACUAAACCCAGGAGAAAAGAGUAGCCUUUACACCAAGUCUACAAAGUCCUGGAGUGUAGAUUAGUUAGUUUGUAUUUUUUAAUUCUUUUUUCUCCUCUUAUCAUUGUUCUUAAAUAGAUAUUAACUAUAAAAUAUUAUGUGAUAGUCAACAGGCAUUGUAAUUCAAGUUUUCUCAAAAGAUGUUUUAUUAGAUUGUGUCAUUAACUUUGAAACACUUGUAUUUAUGAAAGACUUUUCAAUUCAUACAA